Giardia duodenalis is the source of this 1128-nucleotide messenger RNA. Its product is annotated as WD40 repeat protein. The record is from RefSeq and is a predicted model, not a curated record. Bases 1 to 1128 code for a protein of 375 amino acids. The transcript has a single exon. NCBI's taxonomy places the organism in Eukaryota, Fornicata, Diplomonadida, Hexamitidae. Gene Ontology annotation, molecular function: protein binding.
AUGAGUGGGGGCUUUGAGACUGUCCGCGUUGACAUGCCGCAGAACCCCUUCUUCACCCACGUUUUGGAAUGCAGGGGUCACGACGAGGGUCAUGGGGCCCUCUUCGACUUUCACUGGGAGCAGCACAACUAUGGUACCGAUCCAUGGCUUGUUGCCAGCGCUUCUGGAGAUCACAGUAUCCGUGUAUUUACCCUGCCCAACGGGAAGCACGUCAGGACACUGUUUAAGCAGGGCGGUCACGUGGAGUGGGUCACCUUUGUUGCGAUUCUCCGGUCGGGCGACAUUCUCAGCGCAGGCCUGGACGGGCGUGUCAUCUCGUGGGCGAAGGGUGGCGCAAAGGGGACGGAACAGGUUCAGAUGGGAUCGAUCGCCAACGGGUUCUUCGACAGGGAAACCCAAGAGAGUGUCUUCGGAGGGUCCCAUGCAACGGUCUGCCUCAUGCACCAAACAAGGCUCGUUUGGCAAACGUCUGUCCUGCCAAAGAUGAAGGCGGCGCCCAAUCUAAUGACCUGCUGCAUUUUUGGGGGAAAGUAUGUGGGCAUAGGCGCCCGAGACGGAGGUAUCUUCGUCCUCGACAAGAGCAACGGAGACAUCCUCUGGAAGAAGAAGGCCUUUACACAAUCUGUCAUUGCGUGCUAUCCAUUCGGUAGCAUGUGUGUUUUCGGUGGCGCCGAUGGUCAGACUAUCUUUGUCAAUCCAGGGGGGUCGACUGAUGCAGCAGCGGUUGCCUCUUCUUGCUCCGACUACUUAGCAUUUCCAAGUAACAAUUGCGGGCGAGUCACUGCAUUCACUGCCGACGAUGAUCUUCUCUUCGUAGGCCACUCAGAUGGAACUCUCGCUAUUUAUGAAAACUAUGAAGGAGAUAUCUCUAAACUCAACCAUGUAACCAUUACUGAUAAGGUUCCAAUCAUGUCUAUUGCGCAUCGAUUCGUGGAGAAAACCUUCUUGAUAUAUUGCGGGCACUCUGACGGAACACUCACGAUCUGGAACAAUGAACUAGAAGAGGUAGUCCUUAGGGUUCCUGUGUGCAGAGGUGGGAUUAAUAAGAUAGGAAUCAAUGAGGAGGCCAAGGUCACGGUUGUGGGGGGAGAUGACGCGAUACUCCGAGUUCUUGGCAUGAAGAAGUAG